Schistocerca americana (American grasshopper) is the source of this 1670-nucleotide messenger RNA. RefSeq names its product neuropeptide CCHamide-1 receptor-like. Gene Ontology annotation, molecular function: G protein-coupled peptide receptor activity. The record is from RefSeq and is a predicted model, not a curated record. The transcript is spliced from 5 exons. Gene Ontology annotation, cellular component: membrane. The coding region runs from base 1 to 1407 and encodes 468 amino acids. Gene Ontology annotation, biological process: G protein-coupled receptor signaling pathway. NCBI's taxonomy places the organism in Eukaryota, Metazoa, Arthropoda, Insecta, Orthoptera, Acrididae.
AUGACGCAAGAGGCGCAGGCUGAGGUGGAGGACGGCGGGAACUGGUCGUGGGCGGCGUGGGCCAACGUGACGCUGUCUGCGGCCAGCACGACCGCCAUGCCCAACGAGACGUACCUGCCGUACCACCUGCGACCCGAGACCUACCUGGUGCCCAUCAUCUUCUCGCUCAUCUUCGUGGCCGGCGUGCUGGGCAACGGCACCCUGGUGCUCAUCUUCGCGCGCCACCGCAACAUGCGCAGCGCGCCCAACACCUACAUCCUGUCGCUGGCGCUCGGCGACCUCCUGGUCAUCAUCACCUGCGUCCCGUUCACGGGGACCGUCUACACGUUCGAGUCGUGGCCGUACGGGCCGGUGGUGUGCAAGGUGCAGGAGUUUACGAAGGACGUGUCGGUGGGCGUGUCGGUGUUCACGCUGACGGCGCUGAGCGCGGACCGCUUCUUCGCCAUCGUGGACCCGCUGCACCGGCUGGGCGGCGCCGCCGGCAGGGGGACGGGCGGCGCGGGGGCCGAGGGGCUGCGCUCCACGCUGCUCGUCACCGCCGUCAUCUGGCUGCUCGCCGUCGCCUGCGCCACGCCCGCCGCCGUCAACACGCACAUCAACUACAUGGUCGUGAACCCGAAGGUGAGCAUCGAGAUCUGCUACCCGUUCCCUGACCUGGCGUACGCGCGCGUCGUGGUGCUGGCCAAGAUGGUGGUGUACUACGUGCUGCCGCUGGCGGUGAUCGCCGUCUUCUACGCGCUGAUGGCUCGCCACCUGCUGCGCUCGACGCGCGACAUGCCGCAGCACUGCAGCCAGGCGCGCCAGGUGCGGGCCCGGCGCAAGGUUGCCAAGGUCGUGCUCGCCUUCGUCGCCGUCUUCGCCGUCUGCUUCUUCCCGCUGCACGUCUUCAUGAUAUGGUUCUACAUGACGGAGGACGCGGACAAAAAGUACAACGACUGGUGGCACACGCUGCGCAUCCUGGGCUUCUGCCUGUCGUUCGCCAACUCGUGCGUGAACCCGGUGGCGCUGUACUGCGUGUCGGGAGCCUUCCGGAAGCACUUCCGCCGCUACCUUAUGUGCCGGUGGCGCCGCGCCCCGGCAAGUGGGGGAAGCGCCAGUAGGAGCAUCGGGCUCUCCGGCUACUACCACCGCAGGGGCACGACCACGACAACGAGCGCGUCGGGCCGCAGCCGCCUGCAGCACGGCGGCACCUUCACGACCUCACUAGGAUCGUCCCGCAAGGAGCGCUACUACUGCAAGUCCACCUGGGACACGACCACGUCCCUCGCCAACUUCGGCAGCCUGCGGCAGCUCAGCGGCCAGGUCGUGGGUGCCCAGCCCCACCACACCGAUGACAUCACCGUCACCACCUUCAUGAACGGCGGUGUCGGUGCUGGCGGUGGUGCGGGCGACGGCUGCAAGACGUAGGGACCGCUGCGGACAGCUGUGUGAGACAGUAACUGAAGACCCUAGGAAGAUCAGUGAGAGGUGGACGUCACUUUCAGCUGCCAAAGUGACACGGAACUGGGUCAGUUUUAUCUGUGCCGUCGUCUUUUGGAGGAGCGACAACAGUCCUCUCAAGGGCCCUUGUGCGUCUACUGCUGGUGUUUGGCGUCCCGAAAGGCUGACUAUUCGGUGUGGACCAAAUCCGUUUCAGCCAGUGAACCUGAAUUAACUACAGCAUACGUGUU